This is a messenger RNA of Ceratina calcarata, 669 nucleotides long. RefSeq names its product multiple coagulation factor deficiency protein 2 homolog. The transcript has 5 exons. Bases 158 to 667 code for a protein of 169 amino acids. NCBI's taxonomy places the organism in Eukaryota, Metazoa, Arthropoda, Insecta, Hymenoptera, Apidae. The record is from RefSeq and is a predicted model, not a curated record.
AGAGCAACUCCGCGAGUACGCGUGCUCGAUGGAACAAGGUCGAUAAAUGUCGCCCCGUUCCGUUGACAGAAGCAAAAUCGACCACUUUGCAAACUACACCCAAAAAUAACGAGCGAUCCACCGAUAUUUCUAAGACGAAAUUUAUUCAGGCAAACAAAUGUUUACUGGUGGAAUACUCAUGGUUCUAAUGAUGGGCUUCUCGGAUGGUUUCCGUGGACCUCAUCACCCGCGAAACGAUGCCUCCCAUCAUCAUUACUCGCCCCAAAAGGACGUCAAGAUAACUCAAGAUUCGGAACUGUUACACGACGCUACGCAUUUGAAGGAAGACAUCGGACCCAUGGCGGAGCAGAUGGACUUUUCUAACAUGACCGUGGAAGAAAUCGAAUUCCACUACUUCAAAAUUCACGAUAUCGAUAAUAAUGCUAAGUUGGACGGACUGGAAAUCCUUUACGCGCUUCAGCAUUCUUUUCACGACGACGAGAAUUUAAAAGCCAAACUUAAUUACGAGGACGAUUUCCCAAUGAUCGUGGGAUUAGUUGAUACUGUAUUGACUAUAGACGAUCUGGAUCACGAUGGGUAUCUCGGGUACGACGAAUACGUGCUAGGUAGGCAGAGGGAUCACAUUACUCAGGCUAGAAAAGACAAUAAAGUGGACACUGAUACAUGAAA